Messenger RNA from Fusarium redolens, 2937 nucleotides. RefSeq lists its product as uncharacterized. The transcript has 6 exons. The record is from RefSeq and is a predicted model, not a curated record. Lineage: Eukaryota; Fungi; Ascomycota; Sordariomycetes; Hypocreales; Nectriaceae. Gene Ontology annotation, molecular function: protein binding. The coding region runs from base 259 to 2829 and encodes 856 amino acids.
CUCAUUUACAGCUACUUUCUGCUACUCAAAUAGUCGUAGUAUGUCGUGAUUAUAGAAGUUCAGAAAAGUAUCACAACUUCACGGAAACGCCACUGGCCACGUUACCUCAUUAGCCUGGCUCUAUCAUACCAGCUGAAGAAUGUGGCUUUGAAGCGGGGGUAUCUGGGCCUACUUCAUAAUAAGCUGAGCUCCCAACCCCGCCAAGCAUCAAUUGCUUCUUCACUUUGCCAAGCUUUCGUUAGUUACCAGCCCAUAAGCAUGGUCGACCCCAUAUCCAUCAUUGGCCUUGUAGGCCAAGUCUCGGAUCUCAUUCAACGAGCCUACAACUACGGCAAAGCAGUCCACGAUGCUAAAGGUGAUAUGCGCAAGCUUUACACGGAGCUUUUAGGCCUCAAAGGCGUCUUGGAGCAACUCGAUAGACUAGAUCUUGCCUCAGCAGAGCCGUAUAUAGCUGACCUUGUCCGCUCAAACGAGUUUCGCAAUACGCUAUCUUCAACUUCAGAGCUCGUCGCACGACUUAUUGAGAAUUUGAACAAGAAACAAACGUCUUCUCGUCGCAUGAAUGCAUUUCUGUGGCCAUGGGUAAAAGAUGACGUGAAGGCAGAUAUUCAGGAUCUCGAACGUGUGAAAACUUGGUUCAUCGUGAUGAUGAUGGCUGAGAAUUCUACACAAAUGGAAGUUCUGGUGAUAGAGUCGCAUGAGAUUUUGAGCAUCGCAAAAGAGGGCCAGACGAGUAGGAAGCUUAAAGAGGAAGAUGAAAAGAGAGCGAUGAUCAAGGAUUGGAUCCAGCCAUUCAGCCCUGCGCAAUUACACGCGAAAGCUCUUCAAAAGAGGAUGCAAUCCACCGGUUUGUGGUUCUUGGACGGCAACUUCAAAGUCUGGAGGGACAGUGGUGAAGAUACCCCAAGAAUCCUAUGGCUUCGUGGUAAAUCUGGGUCUGGAAAAACAACAUUGCAUGCUGCUGCAGUAGACCAGCUCAGGUCAUACCACCAAGAAGCCCCCAACAUCGGUUUUGCGUUUUUUUACUGUUCUUUUGAUGACCGAGAGUCUCAGCAACCUCUCAAUAUCCUUGGAUCGAUCUUGUAUCAACUCUCAGAGCAGUAUCCCGAAGCUUUCGAUGGCAUCGAUCAGUUGCGCAAAUCCGGUGAGGUCCUGGGCGAGAAUGUUCUACUAAAGCUGAUCUCGCAAUACGUGUCCAGCUUUGACAAAUUCUACAUCUCUGUCGAUGCUAUCAACGAGAGUUUCAGCUGUAUCGAAGUGUUUGAGAUGCUUCUGCAGCUUCUUACCGACAACCCCAACGUGCGAAUUCUUGUGACAGCCAUAUCGAGUUGUACGUAUUGGCUAGAAGAUCUACAACUGCAGGAUCCGCCGGAAUUGAUUGAGAUAGAUAUGGGUAAAGAGGAUGUUGGGAAAGAUAUCGACUUUUACAUCAUGACGAGGCUCAAUCAAGAGCGUCUUCUCAAGCGACUAAGCAAGGAGGCAAAGCUUGAGCUGCGUGAAAAGAUACUCUAUAACGCGAAUGGAAUGUUUCGGUAUGCCCAGUGUCAGCUUGAUUCGCUCGGUGGCCUCAGAACCGCCAAAAUGGUUAGCGACGCACUCUAUAAUCUUCCAAAGGAUAUAUAUGAAGUCUACGAACAUAUUCUGCUCAGCAUCCCCGAGGCCGAUAAAAUUCUCGCCAGAGAAUCAUUCUUCCUUCUCUCGGUAGCCCUGCGGCCACUUACGAUACUGGAACUAGCAGAAGCUGUAAUUCUGGGCGACUAUGAAACCGCGGUUGAUGAGCAGUGUAGACUUCCAGAGCCCAUGGUGUUACUGGAAAUAUGCCAAGGCCUUGUUGACUACGACGCAACAACAAAUGUGGUUACAUUAGCGCAUUCAUCGGUUCGGGCGUAUAUCACCUCCAGCCGCACGCGCGAAGGCGAAGUUUCCUGGUUUAGUUACAAUAUCCCUGGCAUACACGCCGAUUUUGCCAAUAAGUGCUUAUCGUAUCUCCUUCUCGAGCAUUUCCAAGAUGGCUGUUGCACCGAAGAAGAGCUUGAAAAGAAGUUUGAAGACUACCCUCUUCUUCGCUACGCUUCUCGAUAUUGGCCACUUCACGCCAGGAUAUCUGAUAGACAAGGGCGCCAAGAGGCUUCUGCUUUGGCAUUCUGUCUGAGUUCUAAGAAAGCUGGAGGGGGCAACUUUAGCUUUUGGGUUCAGUGCCUGAUGCCUGAUGCAUCGAGAGAGACUAUUAUGGCAAGCGAGCCUCUUUACUACGCUUCUUCUUUUGGCCUUACGGAUCUUGUCAAAAGUCUACUGACGUCGGAAGAUGUCAAGGUUGAUGCCCGGGGUGGUCGAUACAGCUCGAGUGCGUUGCACGUAGCAUGUUACAGAGGCCAUGUCGAAGUAGCUCGUCAGCUACUCGAGUGUGGCGCAGAUAUAAAUCUGCUGGAUAGCGAUGGCCGCACCGCGUUAUUCUGGGCAAAGAGAUUAGGUAGGACUGACAUUGUUGAUCUUCUGGAGGAUCCCAAAUAUGCACAGACGAAAGGUCACGCUGUCAUGAAACUCUCGGAUCUUCCAGAAUAUAUCGACUACCCAUCGUGGUUCUGCUGUGGCUGCAAUGGCGGACCCCAACGAGGAAGAUUCAAUCAUUGUAUGGGCUGUCAUCACGAGAGGUGCGAGAAGUGCAUCAAGCUGGCUGGCCUGGAUGAUCUUGAGAAGGCUCCUGAAUCACAAAGUCGCUGGAUAUGUUGUAGCUGUGAGGCUGGACCUACAAAGGUUGAGACGAAGGAAUGCCGAGAUUGCGAGCAUGAAAAGUGUCGUAGGUGCUGGGUCUUUAAUGUUUUAAUUUGAACUUUAUGUACUUGAUAUGUGAGUCAAAGACGAUAUAUAGUAUUUAGUAAUGACGAUAGAACGGCACGGCAGCGCGCAAUUAAAUGAGCAGGAUGAGGUUGCUCAAAC